UCACGGUAAUCAUACCGAAAGGAAGUGGAGAAACAAUCUGUGAGCUGAACUGCAGAUUGUGUAGGUUAUAUUAAAUUGCCGGUUUAAACGCGUGUCCAUGUUUACUAGGUGGUUUGUCUUAAGGUAACACCGAGACGAUUCUGGACAGCUAAUAUUCUCGCUCUUUUAACCACUGAAUCAGUGAACGGCAAGAGGGGGAAAGGGACGCUGAGCUGCUCUCCACCGUAGCGGGCUCCACUGACUGCAGGCAGGCGCGAUGCUGCUGACCGUGUUUUGCGCACUGAGAGACCGCUCCGAAACAACUUUCGCCCUAGAGGUCUCCCCGGAGCUUGAACUCAGGGAUUUUUUGGCUCUUUGUGAACUAGAAUCAGGAAUACCCGCCGGGGAGAUUCAGAUCUCCUAUGCAGAACAAGCUUUGAGAGACCUCACCCGAGCCCUGGGGAAUUAUGGACUAAAGGAUGGAGAUGUGGUGGUGUUAAGACAAGUAGAGAGAAGACCACCGGUACAGCCAUCCUUCCCAGGGCUGCCCCGCAUUGAUUUCAGCGCCAUCGCAGUACCUGGCACCUCCUCAAACCAGCACUCCACCAGACAACAACCAAGUGCUGCCCAAUCACCCCCUUCCACGUCCCCUGCAUCUUCUCCUCAGGGUUUGGACAACCCUGCCCUGUUGCGCGAUAUGUUGCUCGCCAAUCCACAUGAGUUGUCCCUGCUGAAGGAACGUAACCCACCGCUGGCUGAAGCCCUGUUGAGUGGUGACCUUGAGCGCUUCACCAAGGUGCUGUUGGAGCAGCAGCAGGAUCGAGCCCGAAGGGAGCAGGAGAGAAUCAGACUUCUUACUGCUGACCCCUUUGACCUGGAGGCUCAGGCCAAGAUUGAGGAGGACAUCAGGCAACAUAAUAUUGAAGAAAACAUGACCAUAGCUAUGGAGGAGGCUCCUGAAAGUUUUGGCCAGGUUGUCAUGCUCUACAUCAACUGCAAAGUCAAUGGACAUCCUGUCAAGGCAUUUGUUGACUCAGGAGCCCAGAUGACCAUCAUGAGUCAAGCCUGUGCAGAGCGCUGUAACAUCAUGCGUCUUGUAGACCGUCGGUGGGCAGGGAUUGCUAAAGGCGUGGGCACACAGAAGAUCAUUGGAAGAGUACAUUUGGCUCAGGUGCAGAUUGAAGGGGACUUCUUGCCUUGCUCCUUCUCUAUUCUGGAAGAUCAGCCUAUGGACAUGCUGUUAGGACUUGACAUGCUAAAGAGACACCAGUGUUCCAUUGACCUUAAGAAGAGUGUGCUCCUGAUUGGGACAACAGGAACAGAGACACGCUUCCUGCCUGAAGCAGAACUGCCCGAUUGUGCCAGACUGGCAUAUGGGCCUGAGGGGCGAGAGGAUGCCCGGCCUGAGGAGAUUGCAGACCGAGAGCUAGCAGAGGCGUUACACAGAUCCAUACAGGACAGCGAUACUGCAGAUGGAAAAACUACCUCACCACAGUCCCCACCACUCUCUCUUUGCAAACCUUUCAACAUACCCACAAGCUCCUCACCUGCCACAAGUCAUACUCGGAGUGUCGCGCUGGACCGCUCCAAGUCUGCCCCAGCCUCCACACACCACAGCCUGCCACCAGAGACAUUGUUUAGUCCAUCUCAAACCCAGGGAGAAACCAAGUCACAUCCAUCUGACACUCAAAGCAUGACUGAAUACCACCCAUCUUAUGCCCAGGAUGUACCUCCAUCGUCCCCACCUCAAUCCUUGGCCGAGUCUUCUCAAAAUCCUGUCCAUGGACUGGUUGAUGCCUUCAAACCUCAGUCCCAACCUGUGACUGAUUCUACAUUGCCUAACACAGAGGCAGCAGAAGCUCUUAUCCCACCUGUUCUCCCUGCUCAGGAACCACCACUGUCUAGUACUGUGUCAAAGGACAAUGAAGUGACUAGCCUUGCAACUUGUGGGGAGUCUGUGAACCACUUAAAUGUAGACGUUGAGGAGGACGUAACCCUACAAGAGACAAAAGAACCUGAGUCACCCUUUACCAACCUAGAUACAAGCUCCCAGACUAGAGCUCUUCUACAGGAAGUGGACAUGGCUGAUUCUACUGAUGCAAAAACAGUAAGUCUUGACAUUCCGGAUCAGCUUCAAGAAAAAGAGCAAGACAGCAUUAUGAAAAAUGUUGCAAACAAUCAAGUUCAAUCAAGACUCACCCCUGUUUCAGAGUUGACCUUUCAUCACAGCCUUACAAGGCCAGCCGGUUCUUCUGAGCUGCCUCAUGUCUGCUCAGAAUUUGAGGAGAAUACUAAUGCUAGGUCUGCCUCAAAGAGUGCAGUGCCUUCAGAGAGGGACCAGCCAGAGGGAGACAGCAUUCCGUCUCUGGCCCAGGCCCUGAAGGAGCUUCAUGAGCUUCUGAUGUCCAACACUCACGCUCAGGCUAGUGGAAGGAGCUCUUCGUCUGCUUCUCAUACCACUACGACACAACAAGAUGCUGAAAAGGUGGACGAGGGUCGCACUACAGAGGAUUUUCCUAGUCUGAACCCAACUGUUGAGUCAUCGUCUUCUGACACUGCCACUACCAAUGAAACGACUUUUGCCAAAUCUGAACAUGCUGCUCAAGCAGGGGUUGGUACAUUAGACAUACCCACACUAAGCUCUCAAGGGCAGGAAGAUGACCAGACUAAUGGGGUGGUGAAUAUCACAGUUGAACAAGACAUGACUCAGUCUUUGUAUACCCCUGGAGGAAAUCAUGUGGGUGGAAACGGGAGAGGAAGUGUGUCAGAGCCAGGGAAAGCAUCUCCGUUACAGGGUUUUUUUGAGUUCCGAGAGGCUCACGAAAGUCAGCAAGGAAGAGGUGAUGCAGAAUGGAGGACCUCAGGCACUGAACCUCCCAACUCAGCUGAACCAUCUCAGCAGCGUCCCCUGUCUGUAGCAGUUGACUCCUCAACAGACAAUUCCAGCCUUGUGCCUGUAGCGUCCUCUCAUCCUUCAACACAGGCCCCUGAGUUAGCUCCUCUCCCCUUUGCAGACUCCAUCCAGCCUUCCGCAGUGACCUUAACGGGACAGUAUCCUGCAGAGCACAUCCAGAGGAUACAGGCAGCGGGGUUCUCAUCUCAUGAGGCAGCUGAGGCACUUGACCGGGCCGGAGGUAGUGUGGAACUCGCCCUACUGGUGCUGCUGGCCAGAAAGAUCACUGUGCCCACUUAGACCCAUUACAGAAAUGUAAUGGCAGCAUCAGUUCGUUUCUGAGCCUUUCUUUUUGAUGCCGUUUCCCCUUAUUUGUUCUUAGUUUUGUCCCUGAAAGUCAUGAGUUCAUAUUUCCCCACACCUUAAAAUUGUUCUAGCUUUGGAAAAAACUGGGAUGGGUCUGGGAUGUCUUGCAAGAAUAACAGUGAUCUGAACUUUUUCUUUUUCCCUUUAAGUCUUGCAUGCUACCUUUUGUGAGGUUCUGAAGAGUCGCUGGUUUUUAUUGUUUGGUUUAAGUUGGUUUAGAUAAACAGUGGACAUUUAUGCAUCACCUGUCCAUGAAUUUAAUGAUAAUUUUACCUGGCACAUGAAAGAGCCUUUUUGCUUUGCUCAUGCAGAUGAAUGAAACUGCAGAUUGGUGACUUGUAGUUUUAAGAUGAACACUGGUCAUUUUUAUUUAGUGUAGGAAGAGCCCUAAUUAGAAUGGUCUUGAAGCUUAGUUGUGGAUGAUGGAUGAUAUUUUUAUUUAAGCAUCUUAUACCUUUGUUCCCAGUACAUUACCCUUUAACUAAUAUGGAUACACAGAGCCCACCAUAUUGUUCCCUGUCAUCUAUGGUUAAGCUGCAUAUAUUUGGGUGUUCUUGAGAAUGCAUAAAAGUAUUUAGACUAUAUUAUGGGUUUGGUAAAAGUAUGGAUGUACAGCACACUGGUUCUGCUGUGUCAGGAUUUUACCUUUUAUUAUGUGGACAAAUGUGCCUAAUGUAUAGCAGUUUAAGAUGGAUCUUGUGUGUAAAGGUGUUGUAUUAUGAAAAACAGUGCAUUUAGGGCAAGUUUCCCAGUACCAGGUUGAGUCUACGCCUAUGCUUAAAAAGAUGUUCAGUGGUGAAUCACCAUGGGAAUUGCAGGUUUGGCCAUACCUAGGUGUAAUUAAUGUCUGGGAAAAUAACCUAUAAACUAGAAGUGCAUCCACUAACAGGAACUUCUCCCUUGUUAAACUUGCAAUAAUUACUAAAUACUGUACCUUUCACAUUAAUUCUCUUUAGUUUCUAUAUUCUGAUCAUUUUAUAUUUGCCAAUCCUGUAUAACUUGACCAUUGUGGAUUUUUUUUAUGUCUGAAUUGGUUGCCUUCAGAAGCUAAUAAUAGAUUUGUCAUUUCUGACUUCAUACAUCAUAUACUAUAUUUAAUGUUUUCAUGUGAGUGUUGAAGAAACCAUCCUAAACAGUGUUUUAUCAGUCAGCAUGGGCUUUUCUAUAAUAAAUGAAAAAAUAAAUUGUGAGAGGAAGGGGAACAGUAAAAUUAAGUCAUGAACCUUUUGGUGGGCUGUAUUUUAUCACCAGACAUCUGUCUUUUAAUUUCAGGGAUUUUGCAGUAUAGUCUUCAGUGCUGUUUUUCUUCAAAUGUAUGCAUAGCACAGUUGAUGAGACUUUUAAAGGGUGGAGAAAUGUUUGGGAUUUGGUAUUGCUUUGGUCCAUCUGCUUUUAGAACAUUCAUUACAUGGGAUUUGGUGAUUUGUAUGUCAUUCUCUUAAUUCAGCAUCUUUUUUUCUAGACUACAGUAACGUUGUAUUCAAAAUUCUGGCAAGCCCUGUCUAGCUGUGUUGAGUCAUGUCUACCACCUUGU
This is a messenger RNA of Colossoma macropomum (tambaqui), 4772 nucleotides long. It is a transcript of the gene ddi2, whose product is annotated as DNA-damage inducible protein 2. The record is from RefSeq and is a predicted model, not a curated record. The coding region runs from base 257 to 3172 and encodes 971 amino acids. Gene Ontology annotation, molecular function: protein binding; aspartic-type endopeptidase activity. Lineage: Eukaryota; Metazoa; Chordata; Actinopteri; Characiformes; Serrasalmidae. The transcript has 9 exons. Gene Ontology annotation, biological process: proteolysis.